AUCAACGACCUUCCUGGAGAUCCCCGUGAACGGCACGACUCUGGGAAGGAAGUCUCUAUAUCUGAGCUACAGGUGCUAGGUGUUCUGUAUCGCCAAAUCCCAGUCGACUCCUCUGGCAGUUGGCAAGGCCAAAUUGAUGCUUUAGCCGAAGAACGUACCUACAAGAAUCGCGACACGAUUGGUAUCGAAAGCUUCAGCAGUGUUGAUGCCAUGAAGGCCCAAUUAGAGGUUUUUUUCCGCGAGCACAUGCAUGAGGACGAGGAAAUUAGGUACACCCUCAAGGGUACUGGGUUCUAUGAUAUCAGAGAUUAUGACACCGACAAAUGGAUUCGCCUGGAAGUGCAUGCUGGAGAUUUAAUCAUUUUGCCUGCCGGGAUCUAUCAUCGCUUCACGAUUGGGCUGGAGAACGACUACUCCACUAUGCGCCUUUUUAAGGAUAACCCCAAAUGGAUUGCACACAGUCGCAGUGCUGAGACGGAUUCCAACACCUACAGACUGGCAUACAUUCAGGCCGUCGAAGCGGCAAAAGCACAGCUAUGA
Postia placenta MAD-698-R-SB12 is the source of this 540-nucleotide messenger RNA. RefSeq lists its product as hypothetical. Lineage: Eukaryota; Fungi; Basidiomycota; Agaricomycetes; Polyporales; Adustoporiaceae. Gene Ontology annotation, molecular function: acireductone dioxygenase [iron(II)-requiring] activity. The annotation marks the transcript as partial. The record is from RefSeq and is a predicted model, not a curated record. The transcript is spliced from 4 exons.